CAGAAAAGGAGAUAGUUUCCCUCGUGCGUCGAGUAGCGCCGAAAGGAAGAUGGAGGUGACGGAAGUGCCAGCAGCAGGACCGUUCCCUCCAAGACAAAACCUGACUCACGACGGAAAGGUAGAAACCAGGCGAAUUCUCCGGCCGAAGAGAGGGCUAAGCCUGAGGCAGAACCUUCUGAAUCGAAUAGCAGAAGGUUCCUUUAGUAGUACCGUUAUAAUGGACGUCGGAGGAACGAAGAGGAAAAACCAGGAGACAGAAGAGAGAUGCCCCGACGCCAAACGAGCAAGAACAAAGGAAGGUGGCCGGCUCGUAGCUGGAAACACUCCUUGUUGUACCCCGUUGCUGGCAAGGAACUGCUUUCCCCGGCCAGAGCCGAAUGACGUAGAAGAGGGACUCGCUACAGUCCAUGCCCUCAAGACUAAAGUAGCUCCACCUAAACGGAAGAGGAGGUACGUCAGGAACAGAGCAGCAGACCGUUUCCCUCGAGUGCUGAGAAACACCGAGGGAACGAAGAGAAAGAUGGAGGACGCAGGGGAGUCAUCCCCGUCCAACAUGAGACUUACGAAGGAUGAAGACGAAGCGGUGACUGCUAGUCCUACCCGAAGGCCUCCCCUGAAAGCGAGGCGAGGAGGUAUGAUAAAGGCGGCAGCUCUGAGGAAGAGGUUUGCAGACAAUUCCCAGAGAGGGCCGCAAGACUGUCGGGGAAGGAAGAGGAAACUGGAGGAGGACGAGGAAUCGACAGCAUCCGACGAGCAGAGGAAAAUGGAGGCUGCUGGCAAGAUGAAGCCCCUGAGCAAAAGACGGAAGGCGGACCAAAGCCCUCCUCCUCGUAGUCCACCAAAGGCACGGAAAAGGCUACCCCGGCAGGCAAAGGCGAAUGCAGUGGACAGAAUCCACAAAAUGUAUGGCGUCCCAACCAAGAGAACCGAGCCGGGCCAAAAUGCAGCUGCCAAGGAGGACGAAAUGAAAGAGAAGGCAAAUGAAAAGGUUGAGGAAAAAGUGAAGAAAGAGGCAGAAUCAACAGAAGCAAUGCAAACGGACAUUUCCCCCGACGAACCUCAACAGAAGAAGCUGAGGAAAAGGAAAGGGAAAAAGGAGCCUCCGAAGAAGCAGGAUGAGGAAAAACAGAAGAAAGAGAAGAAAAUGGAGGCUCCAAAGAACCAUGCCGAGAAGAAGAAUAAGAAAAAGAAAGAGGAGCCUCCGAAAAAACAGGCGGAGAAGAGAAAGAGGAAAGGUGCGAAAGGACCACAAAAGCAGGAGAAGGAGGCUCAGAAACCCGAAGCCGUAACGAUGAGUGAGGCUGAGGUGGCUGAGCUCCUCAAGCAAGGAAAGAAGCUGGGUGCUGGGGCCUAUGGAACCGUUUACAAGGUCGUCCACAAGGGAGAAGUAGCCGUGCUGAAAGUGGCUAAUUCCCGCCAGUGGAAUGUGAAAGCGGUUUUCAGAAGAGAAGCGAAGGUUCUUCAGGCCCUCAAUGGCGCAGGAGGUGCUCCUCUGCUGUUUGGCACCUGUAGCAAACCAGCAGCGAUCCUCAUGGAGUAUUGUCCUGGCGAAGAGUUCUUCUCAUUUAUAAAUGACUCGAAGAACUCUCCUUCCCUCGCUUUGGGAAUCCUUCCGGACAUUGCGAGAAAGCUGCACCAGAUCCACUUGGCAGGAUACAUCCACGUGGAUUUGAAGACAGAUAACGUCAUGAUCUACGUCCGAGAAGGCAAGGGCAAGAAACAGGUGAAGCCCAGGAUAAUCGACUUCGGAUUAGCUGUGGAAAGGGGAAAGGAAAUCGAGGUAUAUCCGAAUAUGUCCGAUUCCAUCUACCCGCCCGAGUACACGGAAGGUGCGCCAGCGCAGCCCUCUGGGGACGUCUAUUCCAUGGGAUGUCUUAUUGAGGAUACGAUCUACGCCUUCACAGAUCACAUCCCACAGCACUAUGAGGAAAUUAUAAACUUGGCGAAAAACGAAAAUCCAAAACUUCGACCAACCGUCCCAAAGCUGGUGAAACUGCUGGAAGCAGCGAGAAAGAAGCCCAACCUUCAAUAGAAGCCACAAGGGUAGCAAAGACAUUCUAGAAAAGCCCCAAAACUGAUUCGAGUAUUGCUCUGUUCCUCUAUAGAUAUUCUACAUGUAGAAAACCUCUGUUAUGCUAACAACCGGUCAGAUUUCUAGAUCUUCUAGAAACAUGGCUCGCAGAGGGAAGCAGUCCACUGUUUCUAGUAUGCUAUGUUCAUUAAUGGAAAUUCUACAAGUAGAAAGCCUCUGUUA
Molecule: messenger RNA, 2254 nt
Organism: Macrobrachium nipponense
Lineage: Eukaryota; Metazoa; Arthropoda; Malacostraca; Decapoda; Palaemonidae
Product: neurofilament medium polypeptide-like
Exons: 1
Coding region: 50-2032 (660 amino acids)
Biological process (GO): protein phosphorylation
Cellular component (GO): nucleus; cytoplasm
Molecular function (GO): ATP binding; protein kinase activity
Source: RefSeq, a predicted model, not a curated record